AUGGUUGAAACCCAGGGUCCGACAGUGACCGGUAUCGCGCUGGCUUUCGCCAUCAUCACUGUCUUUGUCAUCCUCCUGCGUCUCUUUGCUCGACUCUAUGUUCUCAAGAAAUUCGAUGUUGACGAUGCUCUAAUUAUCUUUGCCUGUGGCUUCUCCUGGGCCUUCUCCGCUGUGACAAUUGUGGCCGUCAAGCAUGGUCUAGGCAUGCACCUUGACGAUGUAGACCCAAGCAACAUGGUCACCUAUGCGUUUAACGUCUGGCUGAGCUCCAUGUUCUAUCUAUCCUGUCUCGGCUUCGUCAAAACCUCUGUCUGCUGGUUCUAUACCCGCCUGGGCGACAAGUACCUCCGCCGAAUGUCCUAUAUCAUGUUCGGCAUCGUCGCCUGCCAAGCCAUUGCCAACGUUUGCACCGCUGCUUUCCAGUGCAGGCCUAUCUCCAAGGCCUGGGAUACCACCUUGAAGGGUACCUGCGUCAACAUUAACGUCUUCUACUUGGCCAACGCAGCGCUCAACAUCCUCACCGAUCUGCUCACGUAUACGCUGCCAGUGCGGGUGAUCUUCAAGCUCCAGAUGCCACGCAAGCAGAAGAUUGCUCUCGUUUUCAUCCUCUGUUUGGGACUUUUUGCCUGCGUCUCCUCCAUCGUCCGUAUCACCUACAUCCCCACCAUGCUCUCGUCUGAUGACGCAACCUGGGCCAUCAGCGGCGCCAUGUACUGGUCCGCCAUCGAGAUCAACGUUGGCAUCCUCGCCGCCUCAAUUCCCUCCUUCAAAGCUAUCGCCUCGCGCUUCCUCCCCCGCCUCAUUGGCGAGUACUCGUCCAACAAGGCCUACAAUUACGCGUACGGUGCAGGCUCCGGCUUCUCAAAGGUCCGUGAUCCGUCGCGGAACCAGUCUGUGCAUAUGCAUAGUCUGCGCGGUAGGGCCAACGACCACACGGUUAUUGGGACAGGGAAUCUUAGCGGGAUCGAUCGGUCGAGCGAGGAGAGAAUCUUUGUCCCCGAAGGCAAGAUCUAUGCCCAUACGGAGAUUGAGGUUCGGCAGGACUAG
This is a messenger RNA of Aspergillus nidulans FGSC A4, 1047 nucleotides long. RefSeq lists its product as uncharacterized. Bases 1 to 1047 code for a protein of 348 amino acids. Gene Ontology annotation, cellular component: membrane. The transcript is spliced from 5 exons. NCBI's taxonomy places the organism in Eukaryota, Fungi, Ascomycota, Eurotiomycetes, Eurotiales, Aspergillaceae. The record is from RefSeq and is a predicted model, not a curated record.